Molecule: messenger RNA, 588 nt
Organism: Fonsecaea erecta
Lineage: Eukaryota; Fungi; Ascomycota; Eurotiomycetes; Chaetothyriales; Herpotrichiellaceae
Exons: 3
Coding region: 1-588 (195 amino acids)
Biological process (GO): telomere maintenance via recombination; tRNA threonylcarbamoyladenosine modification
Cellular component (GO): nucleus; EKC/KEOPS complex; cytosol
Source: RefSeq, a predicted model, not a curated record
AUGGUUGAAACCAUCAAGCUGGCUCAUAUGCCGCCCGAAUUGGCUCUCUACAUUGCCAUGUACACAGAUGUGCAAAAUACACCCUUCCUCAAGGAACAGCUGCUGGCAGGCAACUCCGACUUUGAAUACGCCUUUAUUGAUGCGAGAAUGGUUGUCUCCACCAACCAUGUGCUUGCUGCCGCGUUCCGCGCUAUAAACGACUACUUCAAUGAUAGACUCAAGUCACGGAACAUCCACUCGGAAAUUAUUGGUGAGGCAUUUCGUAGAUUUGGGGUCAGCGAAUCUACGAGGGAUUUACUCGUCUUGAAGGUAGCUACAACCCCAGAAGUGACACUUGAUAGUGUCUCUCAACAUCUAUCGACGCACAUCCAAGGCCAAGAGAGUGCCUUUGACGACGCCAGCUUCCGCAAAGUUGCGGACAAGGACAGAGUCAGAAAAGUUUAUAAACUCAAUUCUGCAACCUCUGGUGGUGGCUCAGGUAAGGCCGUCAAUGGCAUCUCUGGUGCGAGCAGCAGUGAGCCCAUCGACGAGGUGAAAACCCUCGAGGCCCAGAUUCUCGGCCUCAUGGCUCUUCGAGGCGCUACAUGA